AUGGCGGAACGUGAACGUCCUGCGAAAACCCCUAUUAGGGUGGGUUUUUAUGAUAUAGAAAGGACUAUAGGCAAAGGAAAUUUUGCCGUUGUAAAAUUAGCGCGACAUCGAAUAACGAAGACUGAGGUAGCAAUUAAGAUUAUAGAUAAAUCACAAUUAGACGCCGGUAAUCUUCAGAAGGUCUACAGAGAAGUGGACAUCAUGAAGAGGCUGGAUCAUCCUCAUAUUAUUAAGCUUUAUCAGGUCAUGGAAACUAAAAACAUGAUCUACAUAGUAUCGGAGUACGCAAGUAAAGGAGAAAUAUUCGACUAUAUCGCGAGGUACGGUCGAAUGGCCGAGCAAGCCGCUCGCCGUAAAUUCUGGCAGAUCCUUUCCGCUGUGGAGUACUGCCACGAGAGGCGGAUUGUGCACAGGGAUCUCAAGGCGGAAAAUUUACUGCUAGACGCGAACAUGAAUAUCAAGAUCGCCGACUUCGGAUUCAGCAACUACUAUGCAACUGGGGAACUGCUGGCGACAUGGUGUGGUUCCCCCCCAUACGCUGCGCCGGAGGUAUUCGAGGGAAAACGCUACUCCGGCCCCGAAAUUGACAUAUGGAGCCUCGGGGUGGUGCUUUACGUGCUGGUCUGCGGCGCAUUGCCAUUCGAUGGCUCCACCCUUCAGUCGCUAAGAGAUCGCGUCCUUUCUGGAAGGUUCCGGAUACCGUACUUCAUGAGCGAAGACUGCGAAUCCUUAAUACGUAAGAUGCUAGUCCUCGAGCCAAUGAAGCGGUAUACGAUCGAGCAGAUAAAGAAACACCGGUGGAUGUCGACGGAGCCCUACACGGCCCCUACCAUUGUCUCGGAUCCAGUUCGGAGCCCCGCGCACACGUCGACCCACAACGAGCCAAACGAACAAGUUCUGAGGCUGAUGCAGAGCUUGGGCAUCGAUCCUGUCAAAACGAAGGAGAGUCUUCGCUCAAACAGUUACGACCAUCACGCCGCGAUAUACCUGCUGCUUUUGGAGAGGUUGCGGGCAAGGGUGGCGGGGGGUCAUAGUGCGGUUGCGGGCGCGGCCGCUGCCUCGGAGGCGCGUCGGCCCACACGCCGCCCCUCCUCAGACCAGGCCCUAGCGCGCGAAAUGCAUGACGCCAGGCGAGAACACCACAAUAGAUUAUUACACGCUGGGGAGGCUCAAACUAGGGAGUAUACUAGAGCGACCCCCAGCGCAUCGUCUGUGCCGGGGGACGCAUCAUCUUCCGAAACACAGCGGCUACUUUCCCUCGCCGGAGUAAACAUGACUGAGCAACGGUUGCUCCAGCGGAACGACCCGUCGGAGACCCAUCGCAGCUUCCUUGUCGGGAAUCUCGACGUGACGUCCCACAGAGCGCACGAGACAGAGUCCGCGCGGCUACUGUCCACGCGGAACAUAGACGUGUCCCAAUCGAGUCAGAGGCUGGGCGCGAAACUCAACGACAGCGUCCCCGCACACAGGCUGCUAAGCGCCACUUACGAACAGCAGCAGAACAUACUAAAGCAGUCGUCCGAGGACUGUAGACGGCUUCUGCAGCAAUCGACCACGGUCGGCCCCGAGGCCAACAAAAACGACGGCACCAGACUGUUGACCUCCUCGAGCUUCGACUCGAAAUGCGCCAUCGACGGCGGGCGCGCCUCGGCGGCCGACCACAGCGUCAUAGCAAACUUCCUCCAGAACUCCGCGUCCGCCACCAACUUCAAUUCGGACACUGUGAAGCUACCCAAUUCCACAACGUUCACAAUGUGCUCUGAAGCGGCGAAGCUUAUGAACACGCUGCAGCAAUCGCCGUUGCCGUUGAAGGGCACCGUCAACCUCAGCACAAGCCCAAUACCGACACAGUUCACAGACACGAAACUAACCAGCGUUCUGGAGCAACCGAAGCCUCUGGAAUCGACGAGACUAGUGUCCCAAGCUCAACAGCAGGACCUGAAUCGCUUGCAAACUUGCACCCCGCCGUUUAAGGAUUACUCGAAUCAUCAUUUGCCGUCCUACUCCUAUCUUCAAGGGGGCGGUAUGCCGUCGAUGUCUAACGCAGGUGACGGAAGUUUUUCAACCACGUCCACCGCCGGUGACUUACUGCAGAACACUUUGUAUAGGCCCGAUAGCAAAUUUUCCCUCAAUAGAUACACCACGAGUCAGACCUAUACCCAGAUGCAUCCCAGCACAGGUGCUGAGCCAACGAAGUUUCAACAGCAGUACUCGUCGUCGACAGACGAGGGCUGCGAGACUGACAUGGAGGACGUUCCGACCAUUCCAAGUGGAAUACAGAACAGGCUAAGCUCGUACGCCAGUUCCAGCUCGAGCAGUGGCGUCGUAACCUUCUUCAAUAACAAAAGCCUGAGUCAGAAUUUGAGCUGCGAUUCUUCACAAAGCAACUUCUCGACCUUCGAGAGCCUUGACUACCAACUCUCCGACUGUUCCAGCGAAUUAGCCAGCAGUCUACCGAGCUGCACUUCCAACGAUGAUAAGUUGGCUUACGAAAAUAGCUCCCUCGUCAACACUAGUCCAAUGCACCCUUGCGUUUAUAUAUCGUCUUAUAACAGUAAGACCCCUGGCACGGGGUUCAUCGCCCGACACAACCCCCUCAACUACCAGUCGGCUAAUACGAAGUGCCAAAGAACAAUGACCCGAAGCCCGGUCGAUUUCCGCGAAGGGCGACGGGCCAGCGACGGCCUCGUAGCCCAGCAGGCUGCUCAGUCCGGCGACACGCAGAAGAACAGCUUGGCCUUCAACAGCCAGAGGCUGAACGAGAACUGCAAAGCGAAGGGCGUGCUGGAGCUGCAUCUAGUCCAGAAGGAAGCGCAGAAACUGAAAACACAGUACCAGUCGUCGAUCCCGGCGGAAGAGAUGACGCAGCGACAGAUGCAGCAUAACCAGUUCGCCGCGAGCUUCUCGCCGCACUAUUUGGACGCCAAGACGCCCACGCCCAAGCGGAUCAGCUUGCCCGAAAGCUUCAACUAUUCCAGCACCUCGCCGCCGAUGCCGGCGAGUCCGAAGAUGAUGUCCCAGCUACAAGACUCGGCGGAGCUGUCGCACGGGGCCUCGGUGUCCCAGGUGAACAAGCCGCCGCUGCAGCAGCAGUUGAUGCAGCAUAGGCUUUUCCAGCAGAAGCGGCAGCUGCUCCAGAAGCAAAUGACGCCGCCAAACGUGCCGGCGCACGAGAUGGGCCCCAUCCACACGCUCCAGGUCGGCCUGAGCAGGCGUCAGAUGCUUCGCCAGCAGAGCUACAAGAUCGCACAGCAACAGCAAAUCCUUCCACCGCUGCCGCUAACGGAGACCGAAAACCGUGACCUGCUCGCGUUCCAAGCGAUCGUGGAAGACCCGAACAGGACGAUCAAGAAGGAGGAAAAUCAAGAGGAAGUCUCCAAGUUCGCGUACCAGGGCUCUAUGGAAAUUAGUAUAAUGAACAAGGACAGACUGGGCAACGAGAAUUGGUCCAAUUUGCCGUCCAGUUUGCAGAGCGCCUGCCAAAUAUCGGAGUUGGCUGGGAGAGAGAAGGGAGGGAGGCCAGAGAGGGGGAAAGAGAUG
This is a messenger RNA of Iphiclides podalirius (scarce swallowtail), 3540 nucleotides long. The record is from the annotation of a GenBank genome assembly. NCBI's taxonomy places the organism in Eukaryota, Metazoa, Arthropoda, Insecta, Lepidoptera, Papilionidae.